Messenger RNA from Drosophila takahashii, 9883 nucleotides. Its product is annotated as microtubule-associated protein futsch. Gene Ontology annotation, cellular component: endoplasmic reticulum. Lineage: Eukaryota; Metazoa; Arthropoda; Insecta; Diptera; Drosophilidae. The record is from RefSeq and is a predicted model, not a curated record.
UUAAUUUAAGUUAUCGGUUUGCUUUUUGUAAAAAAAAGAAAAAAUUAAAAAAAUACACAGCUAACUCAAGACCAAUGCAAUCGUUCAAAUUAAAAGUAAGCCACCAACUGCUGAGUCUUAUCAUCGAGUCGACAAAAUGAGUGAAACCAAGAAGCUACUCGAUGCAUUGCUGUGCGACAUUUACGGCCGGCAGGAACAGUUGGCCAAGCGAAUGAGGCGCUGCUGUAGGGAUCCUGCCUUCCCACGCCGAUCCCCGAAGCAGAAGAAAGGACAAUUGGCUCAGCUGGCCAGCGGAAUGGUGGGAAAUCGAUCCACCCUGGAGCGCUUGGAUGUGCGCAAGCUCAUCGAUGUUUGUGCCAUCCUGAAGGUUGAGAUCCUCAUGCUCGGCUAUCUUUUGGAGAGGGUCCUAGUGGCCAGGGAUCGCCUGCAAAGACAUCAGGAGGUUCUUUGCGAGUUCGUCACCGCCGUGCUCGUCGUGGAAAGUGACGAUGCACAGCCUAAAAUGCGUUUUAGCCUCUCACCACCGCCACAGAAAGCCAUUAGCAGUGCCCGCCUAACCUCGCCCACUAAAAACAGCACCACCACCAGCUGCUCCACCACCCCCGGCAGCAACGAUAGAAGCCCCAUUAGCAGCAGCACCACCACUAUGCUGGCCCGCAAUGGCGGAGGCCACGGUACCAGCCCCACCGCCUCCGGAUCUGCCGACGAUGAAGCCACCUCGGACUACAACCAGUGGCUGCAUGCGAUGAAACUGGUGGCCCGACUGCCCGGAGGCACUCCACCCGAGUUCCGACGCAAGUUGUGGCUCUCGCUGGCGGACAAGUACCUCAAGUCGAAGAACGUGGAUUGGACGCAGCAGCGGGAGAAGUGCUUCUGCGAGGAGUGGCGCGAGGACGACGAGGAGCUGGGCAUUCAAAUCGUCAAGGAUCUGCAUCGCACUGGCUCGAAUCUGUGCACCGGCCCCGCGGGCUCCAUUAACCAAGCCAAGCUGAAGCGCAUCCUGCUCGGCUACGCCCGCUACAACCCCGAGGUGGGCUAUUGCCAGGGCUUCAACAUGCUGGGAGCCCUCAUAUUGCAGGUGAUGGACAAGGAGGAGGAGGAGUCCAUGAAGGUCAUGAUCUACCUGGUGGAGGGCGUGCUGCCGACGGGCUACUUCUACGGCUCGAUGGGCGGCCUGCAGGCGGACAUGGGCGUCUUCCGGGAGCUGAUGCAGACGCGACUGCCACGCCUCGCGAAGCACCUGCAGCGCCUCCAGGGACCCGUGGAGAACGCCUUCGAGCCGCCGCUGACAAACGUCUUCACCAUGCAGUGGUUCCUCACCAUGUUCUGCACCUGCCUGCCCAUGUCCUGCGUCCUGCGCGUCUGGGAUCUGGUCCUCAUCGAGGGCAGCGACGUCCUCCUGCGCACCGCCCUCGUCCUCUGGAGUUUGCUGGAAGAACGUGUGCUUAGCGUCCGAUCUGCGGAUGAGUUCUAUGGCAAGAUGGGUUCCUACUCCAGCGAGCUCCUCAACGGUCAUCUGGUUGACUCCAAUGGACUGAUUGAGCGGGUGGUGAAGCUAGGACCCAUUGCGGAUUUGCGACAGCUGCGGGAUAAGCACCUCUACAACAUUGCCCCACUGCGUCACAAACAGGGAUUGCAACUCUACUAUGACGAGGAGGACACCCACUCAGAUGAGGAGCGCAUAGCGGUGGCCACCGUUUUUGGCUUGAAUUGGGGCAGACGUGGAUCUGUGGGACCGACGGCGGCGGCGGCGGGAAAGCAGCAAGUGGAGCAGAAGGACCGCCUGGCCUUGGAUAUUUCCCUGCUGAAGAAGCAGUAUGAUCGCCUGAGGGAGCGCCAGAAGCAGGCUCAUGUCAUCCUAACCACAGCUUGUUCCACGGCAGCGCGGCAGGGAUCAGGAGGUCCCUCUACCAACUCCCAGUCGGUGCCGGUGAAUCAGUUGCUACUCGGUCGCCCGGCCAUUGUGACCAACAAGGGCAAGCGGGUCAGUGCCCCCUUGGGCGCCAUUCCGCCCGCUCGGAAGCCCUCUCUCCCAGCGGUCCUUCAUACCAAGCCAGCUGCCGAGAAGCAGCUGCGCAGGGGAGAGACUCUGCUCUGGAGGGACACCGAUCCGAGCCAAAGGCGACGGGAUAGCCUGACCUGGAAGGAGAUCAAGGCAGAUCGGGCGGCCAUGAUGCGGGAGGGCAUUGAUUCGAGCUCCGUUAGGACCCAAAAGCUGCGCACGCGAUUCGGAAAGAGCGACAGCUCCUCGUACAGCGAGGACAGCGAUGGGGAGCAGGACACCGGAGUGGGAGGAGCAGCGGGAGGAGGAGGAUCUAGCACUGACACCAGCCUCUGCGACGAUGAUGAUCCCAAGUCCAUGGAGAAGAGUCCCAAGCACAAGGCGAAGCUAGCGCGCAAGCUCAAGGAGCAGAAGCAGCUGAGUUCCAGUUCCAGGGAGGCGAGUUUGGAGCGGCAGAGGCCCAAAUCCUGGGCUCCUGGCAGCCACGAGAUUCCCUUCAUGCUGAUGGGCACCGAUAGCGGGGAUGAGAAGGAGCCGGCGGUGAAGGAGGAUGCGGAAGAGGAAAGGGAAGACUUAGGGGAGGAUAGUGCCACUGAAAGCGGUCGUUUUGGCUUUGACAAGGAAUCGGAUUUGGUCAGCUAUAAGCUGGAGCCAUUGAAAAUUCCCAGCGAAACCGAGUUUCCAGUUAGUCCCAUAGCCACGCAAAGAGAAAAGAGCGAAGCUGAGGAAGAUUUGCUGGAGGAGCAAAAGCGCUUCGAUGUGAGCGAUAGCGGAGUCACGAAUCAGUAUUUCGAAAGGGUCAACAGCGUGGAGCGUCCCAAUCGACUGGAGCUAUCCUACUCGCUCAACGAAGAGGAGACGGAUACUAGUGCAAUUUACCUGGAGGAACGCGAGAAGGUGGAGGGGCAUAGCGGCGAUAGGGAAUACAAAUCGCUGCCCCCACUUUUCGCAAGGGAGGAGGAUGAUGAUAGUGUACAGGUGGCUGGCAAGGUGCCUCAGAUUCGGGACGAUAACAUUCCAGGUGAGAACAAGGAUGACUACAAAGAACUGCUGAGCAUGACGAUAGAGGAGAAUUCGGGCUUUAGACCACCUCCUCCCACAGCCAGCACUUUGAGUAAUGCCAGCCGAAAGCGAAGGGAUCCGCGACGCAAAACCCUGACCCGAUCAUCGACCAUUGAGAUCGAGGAACGAUAUCAGGCUCUGGAGCGAAGAAUCAGCCAGGAUCAGCCGAAUGUUGGGCACUCCAAGUACAUUCCCAGCACAGCUGCUCUGGAGGAGCGGUUCAAUACCCUGGAAAAGCAACUAAGUGCCGAAAAGCAGCGCAAGGAGAUGGUCGAAAUGGAGUCCGACUAUCCGAGUAAAUCCGAGCGAAUUCCCUCCACCGCCGAUCUCGAAACACGCUUCAAUUCCUUAACAAAGCAAUUGAGUUCCAGCGAAUCUAGUUCCAAAGCUCCGAUUGAUCUCAAGGACGAAGAGCCCCCAAGUGGCAGCGGUUCCAAGGAGCAAAAGGAUAGUGAAAAAACCAGCAAGCUGCACAAAUCCGAGGAGCUCCAAUCGGAUACAAAAGAAACUACAGAAAAAACCGAAACCAGCGAUACCAAAGAAAAAGUGAGCGAAGAAAAGGGCACCGAGCAGCCUCGCCUUAAAAAGCUUCCAUCAACCGCCGAGCUGGAAGAUCGUUUCAAUGCCCUGGAACGCAAAAUGAGCGUACAGAAGAGCAGCCCAUCCAAAACCAAGAAAGAGCCACCCGAUGAAGAAGAAACUAAAGCCACUGAAGAACCAGAAGAGUCCGACAAGCUGAAGCAGAAGACAAAGGAGAGUCCUUCAACUACUCCUUCAGAGGAUCCCAAAGACGCUGAUAAGAGAAAACCAGAAACAAAAAAGAUCCCAGAAUCACCCACAAAAAACCAAGAUCAGAAAGUUAAGGCUGAGUCGCCAAAACUUGAAGAAAAAUCUAUAAAAGCCAAAACCAAGAAAUCUGAAACUUCUCCAAUUAGUAAAGAAGAUAAACAAUCUGAUUCAGAAAAGGUUGAGCCUAUAAAGAAAGAGGCUGCUGCAAGUGCAGAAGCUCUCAAGAAGCCCGAUUCUGAAGCUGGCGAAGCAAAUAAGAAAGAAACUGAUGUGACCACAAAAAAAAUUGAUGCCGAAAAGGUAAAAGCCAUCGAGAAAACGGUUUCAGAAACUUCCAAGUCCGAUACAAAAUCUUGUCCUAAUGAAAAAUCAGCUUCUAGUGAACCAGAAUCUGCAAAAACUCCUCGAAAAUCUCCACCCUCCACAGAGGAACUGGAAAAACGAUUCAAUGCCUUGGAAAAACAGAUGAGCACUACCAACUUAGAAACACCCAAAGAGGCUGAGCAAACAAAGUCAUCGGCUGAGAAUCAAACAUCAAAAGAAAAUGAAAAGGCACAAAAAUCUAUGAAAUCUUUUGAUGAUAAGAUUAAACAAGUUAAUACCGCAAUAGCAGAAGAGCAGAAGAAAGUUAAGCAGGAAGAUCCGGCUGAGAAGAAGCGUAAAAACCUUGAAGAAAGUGAAGCCCCUAAAGAGAAAGAAGAAAAGUCAGAGCUUUCAGAAGAGGGCGGGCAAAAGGUGAAGAGCCAGAGAAGAGCUUCCGAACCACCAUCCACGGAAGAUUUAGAAAAGCGCUACGAAACCUUAAAGCGUCGCAUGAGCAGCAAAAAUCAUUUUGGCGCAACAAACGAAACAGUUGAUGAAGCUCUCGAGAGGAUCCAACAGGAGGUGAUUUCAGAGGCAGUGGAGGAGAAGAAGCCGCCACCGUCGACUGAGGAUCUGGAGAGUCGCUUUGAGGCACUGCAUGGUAAGAAGGAGGAGGCCUCUUCGACAACCACACAACCCAAGCACGUAGACGUGGCCAUCGAGGCGCAUAUUCCAAGUCCACCACCACCGCCUCCACCACCGAAAGAACGUCCCAUUCUGGCCGAACCCGUUCUUCACCAGCAACAGGCUCUGAUCGAGGAGCUGCAGAGCAAGAUGCGUGGCCAAUCACCCGGCGAGGAGAACCUCAAGCCCAGCGAGAUAAAUCCACAGAGGAGACAGCAGCAGCAGCAGAGGAGGAAUCCCCUCCAACGACCCGCGCCCAUGGGCGAUGAGACCUCGGAAGCACCUGCAAACACGGCUUACUACAGAGCGGCAAACCAUGAUCAAUGGCAACAGCGCAUGGUGCGUCGGUUCUCGGAUUUACCCUCCCGGGCCGAUCUGGAGAACCGGCUGCAGUUCCUGGAGAGGCAACUCUACAAGAAGUUCUACAAGCAGCGCUGUGCAAGUGAUUCCGAAGUUGCAUCGAAGGUCAAGCUCCCGCCGCCGGAUGACCAGCCGAGCACCUCCCGCCAGGCCAGAGUCCUGGAGGCCGAGGGACAACUGGAGCAGCGUGUCCUGGCGCUGGAGAAGCAGCUGAGCGAGAACAGUCUCAAGCUGCUGGAGGCGAUGAGGGAGCGUCAGAGGUCGGGAGGAGCUAGUGACAGUGGAUCUCCUCGGCGGCUCAGCACGGAGACAAUCGACGCCACUUGCAAGGAGCUGGUCAGAUACUCGCAGAACAUUGGUGAGCUGGAGGAGGUGGAUGCCCACAAGCCCAUUAACAUAAGCAUCAACAUCAAAAUGAUGGUCAACAAGGAUAGUGGUGAAUCCAAGCAACCGAAAGGUGAGUCCAAGCCCACGACAGAGGAUCUCACCCGUCGCCUGGAGCAAUUGGAGCAGCAAUUGUUGGAGGAGCGGGCCAAGAAUGGCUCAAUACCAACCGAAAAUGAAGUAAUCGAACAAAUUCCAGAAAAGGCAGCUGAAAGUGACGACUGCAAGAAGCAAGAGAAAAACUGCCACAAUCAAAAUGUGAAAAGUGACGAAGCUGAGAAGUCGGAAGUGCCAGUUGAGGGGAAAAUUGAACCGGAAGCUGUGAAGGAAACCAAAACCCUGGAAAACGAGGAAAAGGCGCAGGCUCGAGCAAAAGAGGUGGUUACAGAAAAAGCCAGUAAAGAGGAAAAAGCUGUGGUGGAUGAAAAAUCUCCCAUUAAAGAUAAAUCAGAAGAUGAAAUUAAAAAGAAAUCAGUGACCACCAAAGUUGCUGUCGCCAAGGAAACAUCAACAAAAGAGAAACCUUCAGAGCCCGAGAAAGAAGCAUCCUCGAGCAAAGACCCUAAGCCCAAGGAAGCUCCUUCUCAAGAAGAAACCACCAAAAAGGAAAGUGAAAAGCCUAAAAAUGAGGCAUCACUCUCCACAAGCAAACCAGAAAAUCCGAAAACUGAAACCAACAAAUCAAAGGAAGCACCGGUCACCGCCAGCAAAGAAUCAACCAAACAACUGCCAGAGAAAAAAGAAACAAGCAAAGACUCGGCUUCCAAAGAACUGCCCGAGAAAAUGGUGAUCAAUGCCACCGAAGUGGGACCCAUGGAUUCCAACAGCAAAACAGUUGUACUGCUAAUGGACAACGAACCCAGAGCCUCGAAGGUUAGGAGAUUGACCAGAGCCAACACCGAAGAACUGGAAGAUCUUUUCCAGGCCCUAGAGAAACAACUCAACGAUCGGAAUCUCGUCAAAUCAGAAGAUGGUCGCCUGAUACGAGUAGAUAGCAAGCCAAGUGCCGAGCAAGUGGAGCAGGCCCAGGCCAUUUGUGAUCUCACCAAGGAAAUCGAGGAUUUCACCACCGCCAAGCCGGAGGAGAAAGAGAAGCCGAAGAAGGCGGAAAAGGUGGACAAACCAGAGCCAGAAGAACCAGAGGACUACGACUGGGGACCAAACACCGUCAAGCAUCACCUGAAACGCAAAACCGUUUACCUGCCCUCCACCAAAGAGUUGGAAUCUCGCUUCCGCUCCUUGGAACGUCAAAUAAAACUGCUCGAGGAUGUGGAGAAGAUUGAUGUGGAGCAGCGUUUGAAUGAAAUUGAAAGGAAAAUUAAACUGCAAUACUCGCUUUCCCACGAAAAGGAUUUAAACAAGUACUUGGAGCUGUGUGAGGGUAAGGGUCUGGAUGACGAGGAACCAUUGCCCUUGGAAACCCCCACAAAGGCGGAGGAAACUGCAACGGUAAGGGAUCGAUCACGCAGUCCUGGACGCAAGGUGGCCACCAAAUCUCCGUAUACUUCUCCCACGCGAAAGGCAGCUACCAAAUCUCCCUACACCUCUCCUUCCCGAAAGGCAGCCAAAUCACCUUAUACUUCGCCCUCCCGACAUCGCCAGCGAUCGCCUUCUCCCACACGCUCGCCGGAAAGGAAGUCCAAGCGGAGUCCCUACACUUCACCAGCCCGCCGCAAGCCACAUCCUAACGAUCUUCCCAUCUCCGACGAUCUGGAGUACAAGUAUAGGGUACUCGAUCUGGUAAGAUCCAAAUCCAAGGAGAACUUGGCCAAGCGAAUGCACGAUCCCAACCGAAAGCCGGCCAUACAUCCACUCGAAAUGAUUCUAAGCCCCAGUCCGGAUGACAGUGCAAUACCCACAACAGGGGAACUGGAGCACCGGAUACGACUGCUGGAUGAAAAACUCAGGUCGCCAGCCAAAACCCGAUCCAAGUCUCGCUCCCGAUCGCCCACCAUCGAUGACAUGAAACGCCAGAAGAUGCGGGAUGAGCAAAAGCCACGGACACCGGUCCACAAUCUGGAGAGAAUAGUCAGUUCUCCUGGCCGACCAGAGCCACCCACUGCCGACGAGCUCGAGGAGCGCAUACGCAUUCUCGAGCAGGAUCACAAGUUUGACUUCAAGACCCAGAAGGACUACAAGGCAUUCAAUCAAAAGCUCAAGGACGUCAUCUCACCCUCGCUUUCCUUUGAGGAAUUCCGGGCGGCCAAGUCCCGGGAGCAAAGCCCCCGCCGCCAUGGCGCCACAACGCCCAAGUCUGCCCUCCGUCGUGACGAUUUCGAUGAGACGCACGCUAGCGGUGCCACCACCCACUACCGGCCCACCAGCCCCAAGGUCAUACGGUUCCGGGACGAAGACGAGGACGAGGACCAGUUCGAGGAGGCGCCCAGGUCGAAGUCGCGCCACAACAGCGAUCGAAUGAAGACUCUUGCAGAUCAGCCAUCGGCCAUUCGCAGCUACGCCAGCAGCUCGGAGGGUCUGGAUGCCCUGGGUAGUCGUCUAAUGAGGGAAACCUCCCCGAUUACCAGAACCGGAACCCAUACGGGCGUACCUCUGCGAACGGGGGAGAACAUCAACGACCGCCUCAGUUCGAUCAAGAACUCCAUCAAAUCGAUCGACACCCUGUGCGAGGAGAAGCCCUACCAGAAGGAGAAGUGCCAGCGGUACAUCGACUCACUCUUCUCGGACUCGCUGCACUUUGCCAGCAAGAAGAGUUCUCUGGAGGAUCUCAGUCUCAGCCGCAGUCUGAGUCGCAGUGAGAGCAGAGGCAGGAGUAUUCACAGAUCAGGGGACUAUGCUCCCUCAAUAAGAAUCACCUCGGAGCAUCGAUCGCUGGGCUCAGCGGAGUCGCGAAGGAGUCCGCUGGGCGAUCGGGAUACCAGUCCCCUGCACCAUCGAUCGCACAGGGAGGUCAGCCGGGAGCUGUCCCCGCGGCGAAGGCGUCUGCUGGAGGAGGAGGAUGAGGAGCGUAAGGAUCGGGAGAGCAGUAGGGUAAGACGUGAUAACUUGUUGCCAAAUUAUUUUGCUGAUAAUCGUAGCGAACUAAGUAGCGGGAGUAGUUUAACCGGGUUUAACCACAAAGUAGAUAGACAACUAGAAGAGACGUGCGCCAAGUAUGCGGACGAUGCCAGACGCUCGGCCUGUCGCACACCGUUGAGCCACCCGUACGAGUCCCGCACCACAGCCACACGCCACAGCCACACAGAUCCAGUCCAGAUCCAAGCCAGCACAACGGGAGCAGCCAGUGCAACCGAUAGUUUCCCCCGGCCCGUGUCGCCCUAUCGCCAGCCGUACGAUCCCUACCAUCGGUCCCCCGUUGGCGCAGGGGGCGGCACACCCCUUUAUCAGCCCGGCAAGCUGGAGAUUCGCCACACCACCGUAACCUCGACCUUCUAUGAUCGCUUCCUGACCGAGAAGCAGAUCGAGCGGCAGACCCACUCCCGUCCGCCCAGCCGCUCGCCAGUGGUUUCGCCCUCGGUGCCGGCCAAGAGCUACGGGGACUUGUGCAGCACCACUUCAGCCACAUCCAGCAGCACCACCACCAUUGCUUCUAGCACCUCCUCCUCAUUCAUGUCCAGCAGCUAUGCGGGCGCCUCCUUUUCGCUGCCCUCGAGCAGCAACUACUCCUAUUUGAACCCGGGUGCUUCGGGUGUCUCCUCCACAUCGCCAAGGGCCAGUUGCUCAGAUCUUCGCUCCACCACCACCACUACCGCCGCAUCCCUUACCACCGCCACCACAACAACAACAACCACCUCUUCUUAUGUGCCCUACAAUUUCAGCAGCUCCUUCACUUCUCGCUUGAGCGAUCCCAUUACCACUUGCUCUGCGAGUACCGUGAGCACUAGUUCCCUCACUCAUUCCACGGGUGUCUACAAUCCCAUGAUGUCGUUCACACUGAGGGAACCACUUACCGGCAGUUCCCUGGGUGGUUCAAGUGCCUCUCCAUUGCUACCGUUUCAGUUUAAUCGAACUUUUACUUCCAACUUCGACAAGGAGCAGAACAAACAGUAGAGAUUCACAUCAAUCGUUAACCGAAGGUUGUCCAUUAACAUUUUAAAGCCCCUGAAAAACUUUUUCCCAAAGAAAUACUAUACAGUACUCGAAAUAAAGCUCAAAACUUAUUAUACUGAGAAAAAAAUCAGUCUAAGAACAACAUUACUUUUCAAAUAUAUUUCAUAAACAAAAUUAAAGUCUAUUUAUUAGAAUUGUAAGCCUCGAAUGGUAAUUUUAGUUUAUGAAAAUUACGUUCUUCGUAUUUUUAAAGAGUCAAAGAUCUAAAGCAUUGUCCCUUGAGUUUCGUAA